AUUGUUAUGCAUGGGUCUCCAGCUGAGCAGUCGAUACGGCGUCGUUUUCGGCACAUGUGGCCUGUCCCUCAUCCCAACGCCACGACUGUAGCUUCCGACCCCUCUGCACAUCCUGAUUUCUUCAACAAAGAUGGACGCAAAAUUCGUGUCGGAGAUUGUGCACUUUUCAAGCCUCCUCAGGAUUCCCCACCUUUUAUUGGAAUAAUUCGCUGGCUAAAAUUAGACAAGGGAGACAGUUUGAGUUUAGGGGUUAAUUGGCUUUAUCGACCUGCUGAUGUGAAGCUUCUUAAAGGGGUCUCGCCGGAAGCUGCCCCGAACGAGGUUUUCUACUCCUUUCACAAGGAUGAGAUACCUGCUGCAUCGCUACUGCAUCCAUGUAAAGUUGCAUUCCUUCGUAAAGGUGUUGAACUUCCUACAGGGAUAUCCUCAUUUGUGUGCAGAAGAGUGUUUGAUACUGAGAACAAGUGUUUAUGGUGGUUAACUGACAAAGAUUACAUUAAUGAACGACAGGAAGAAGUAGAUCAUCUUUUAGACAAGACAAAACUAGAAAUGCAUGGGGCAGUGCAGUCGGGAGGUCGAUCUCCGAAGCCCUUGAAUGGUCCGUCAUCAACACCACAGUUCAAAUCUGGUUCAGAUAGUUUGCAGAAUAGUGCAUCCCCUUUUUCUUCUCAGGGUAAGGGAAAAAAGAGGGAACGAGGUGAUCAGAGCUCUGAUCCUGUAAAACGUGAGCGUUUAGUUAAGACAGAGGAUGGGGAGUCUGGCCAGGCCAGACCGGAAAGUGUAUUGAAGUCCGAGCUUUCCAAAAUAACAGACAAAGGAGGACUAGUAGACUUGGAGGCGGUCGAGAAGUUUGUUCACCUUAUGCAACCUGACAGUGCCGACAAGAAAAUAGAUAUGGCUGGCCGAACAUUGCUUGUUGAUGUGAUAGCAGUUACUGACAGGUUCGAUUGCCUUGGGCGAUUUGUACAGCUAAGGGGUUUGGCUGUAUUGGAUGAAUGGCUUCAAGAGGUUCACAAGGGAAAAAUUGGUGAUGGUAGUAGCCCUAAAGAAAGUGAUAAAUCUGUUGAAGAAUUUCUCUUUGCAUUACUUCGUGCACUGGAUAAGCUGCCUGUGAAUCUCCAUGCUCUACAAACUUGUAAUGUUGGCAAGUCUGUGAAUAAUUUACGUACCCACAAAAACUCUGAAAUUCAGAAGAAAGCUAGGACUUUGGUUGACACAUGGAAGAAGCGUGUAGAAGCUGAGAUGAAAUUGAAUGAAUCAAAGUCUGGAUCAAGCCGUGGUGGUGUCUCCUGGCCUUCAAAGCCUGCACCUUCAGAAGUUUCUCAGGUUGGGAGCAGAAAAACUGGAAGUACGUCUGAGGUUGGCUCAAAGAGCUCCAGUGUUCAACCUUCGGUGUCCAAAUCUCCUCAAGUUAAAGUUGGCUCUUCUGAAAUGGUUUCAAAGUCAUCUACAUCUCCUGUGUCAACAAAAGGGCAGCCAGUGUCCUCUGGUAAUGUCUCCAAGGAUCAAAAUUUUAGAAUGUUAGUUGGUGCUGGAAACUCCGACCUUCCAUUGACGCCAAUCAAGGAGGAAAGGAGCAGCAGUUCUAGCCAGUCCCAAAACAACAGCCAAUCAAGUGAUCAUGCAAAGACUGUGGGUUCCCUAUAUAAGGAAGAUGCAAGAAGCUCAAGUGCUGGUUCAGUGAAUGCAAAUAAGCUUUCUAGCAGCUCUUCUCGACAUCGAAAAUCAAGCAAUGGUCUUCAUGGGUCUUCUGUCCCAGGGGUGCAUAAGGAAACAGGAUCUGGAAAAGUCGGUACCCCAAGUAGAAAUUUGACUUCUGAGAAGACAUCAACUGCUGGAGUAUCUUAUGAGAAAGUUCAUGAAGUUCCUAUUGUUGACCAGGCAAGCAGCAGACUAAUUGUCAGGUUGCCGAACACUGGCCGCAGUCCAGCUAGAGGUGCUUCAGGUGGUUCUUUUGAAGACCCUGUUACAGCUGGCAGAGCUUCUCCGUCUGCAGAAAAGCAUGGCAACCAGGACAAAAGAGCUAAGGUUAGAAGCGAUGCUUUGCUGGGAAAUAGUACUUCCGAUAUGAACUCACCUGUAUGUCACAGCAAGGACGGAUUUUGUGGUCCUGAAGAAAAUAAUGUGCCACCUAUCUCCAGUGAACAAAAUAGGGCCGGUGAAGAUGCUGAAAAACCAGUGGAGGCAUCAAAAGCUACUGGUCCUGGAUCAAAAGUUAUUUCAAGGACGGGAAAGUCAUAUGAAGCAUCUUUAAGCUCAAUGAAUGCUUUGAUUGAAAGCUGUGUUAAGUUUUCUGAAGGUGGUGAUACUGCUUCGCCUGGAGAUGAUGUUGGGAUGAAUUUACUAGCUAGUGUGGCAGCUGGAGAGUUGUCCAAAUCUGAAAAUGUGUCACCAUCAUGUUCUCCCCAAAGGAAUUCUCCUGUGCCUGAUGGAUCAUUCUCAGAAAAAGAUGCCAAGUUGAAACAAAAGGGUGAAGUAUCUGAAACCCAACGUCAACCUAUUGGCAGGGCUAAUAGCAGUUCUACUGCAGAGAUGGGAAACACUGAUGACUCAUUGCGGGGUAAGAGUGAAUCAAGAGAUUCUGUUAUCCAUCUGCCAGCUAAUGUUUCUGGAGACACCAAUUGCAGUUCAACUGGCAAAUUCGACUGUAGUGCAAACUUGAAAUGUUCUUCCAAUAUGCAACAAGAUGUAGAUAGACUAUCCUUGGCGGUUGACAGGAAGCCUGUCGAGGAUGCUUCUGGAUCAGAGCUACCUACAUGUGCUAGAAAAGAGGGUCCUGUGGGGGCUGAAGGGUGUAAUCAGUCUCAUGAGCAAGGAAAAUUAGGGGAUCAGAAUGCUAAAGGAUGCAGUACUUAUGAGUCUAAAUCAAAAGUGUCUUCUACUUUGAAUGACGAGGACAAGACUCAACAUAAAGCAGAUGAAAGAACUGUGGGGAGCAGUAUGCCUCUUGUGUCUGAAGCAGCUUCUGGGAGUGAAAAAGUUAAUGAAACAUCAACCUCCUCGUCCACUGAAAUGGCUGAUGCGAACCCAGUUACAGUUAAGGAUUCAAGUAUUGCCCUACUGGCAGAGCAGGGAAUUCACUCAGAGUCCAAGGAGGGAAAGAGUGAGGAUGCUGUUCCUUGUUCUGGUUCUGGAAAUACUUUGCAGUUGCAGUUGAAGGGUGAAAAUACAGACGAAGAUAAGGCCGUGGGUCAGUCUGAGCAGACUGUGAAAGAUGAAAGGGCUGAGAGUGUGGAAAGAAAAGACGCUUUGGAACACAGCAGUGAAUUUUCUCAGGAGACUAAGGAAAAAAAGGAGACUUCUGGUCACUGUUCUGGUAUACCAGUUUCCCAUGCUCAGUCACCUUUAUUACCAGUGCAAGAAAAUCACAAUCCUGGCUGCAAGUUGGAAGCUAUUGAAUCAGGGGAGAAAGAGGAGCGUCAAAUUUCAAGUGUGAAUGCUUCAGGGUCAGAUACUGCUGUAAAGCUGGACUUUGAUUUGAAUGAAGGUUUCCCUGUUGAUGAUGGUAUUCAACAAGAGUUUGUUAAGGCAGGAGAUCCUGGAACUCCAUCUUCUGUUCAUGUUCCUUGCCCUUUACCCUUCCAAAUGUCUUCCAUGUCGGGGAGUUUUCCUGCAUCAAUCACUGUGGUUGCACCUGCCAAAGGUUCAUUUGUCCCUCCUGAAAACCCAAUGCGAAGUAAGGGUGAACUUGGAUGGAAAGGAUCUACAGCUAGGAGUGCAUUCCGACCUGCUGAGCCCCGAAAAAAUUUGGAAGCACCGAUCAGUACAAGUGAUCUGCCUGUAGUUGACACUGCGUCUAGCAAACAAGGCCGCCCACCAUUGGACUUUGAUCUCAAUGUGCCUGAUCAGAGAGUUUAUGAAGAUGUUGUUUCCCAAAACCCUGCACAUGUCAUGGAUCACAAGUCUGGGUCUCGUGAUCGUGGUACUGGAGGGCUUGAUCUCGAUUUGAAUAGAGUUGAUGAGAGUCCUGAUAUUGUAUCGCAUCCUGUAAUGAACAGUUGUAGGUUAGAGAUACCUGUGCCAAGUAGGUCAUCAUUAUCUGGUGGUCUAUCUAAUGGUGGGAUUAACGACUCUAGAGACUUUGAUUUGAACAAUGGCCCUGGCCUCGAUGAAGUUGGGACUGAAGCUACCCCGUUUACCCAGCAUUUAAAAAGCAGUAUGCCACUGCGAACACCAGUUUCUGGGAUAAGAAUGAAUAGCCCUGAUUUUGGGAACUUUUCAGCAUGGUUCGCUCCUGGAAACUCAUAUCCUGCCAUCACAGUCCCAUCCAUUUUUCCAGGCAGAGGUGAGCAGAGUUAUGGUGCUGCUGCUGGGUCACAGAGAGUCUUGUGUCCUCCCACUGGUAACUCCUCAUUUGGUCCUGAAAUCUUCCGGGGGCCUGUACUGUCGUCCUCAACUGCAGUGCCAUUUCCACCUGCUUCUACAUUUCCGUAUCCAGGAUUUCCUUUCGAAACCAAUUUCCCUCUGUCAUCGAGCUCCUUUUCAGGUUGUUCACCUGCAUAUGUGGAUUCAUCCUCUGGUGGGACACUCUGCUUCCCCACCAUGCCUUCACAGCUCAUGGGACCUGGAGGUGUGGUCUCAUCACCUUACCCACGUCCCUAUAUGAUGAACCUUGCUGGCAGUAGCAGUAAUGCUGGCCUUGAUGGUAGGAAAUGGGGUAGUCAGGGCCUUGACCUUAAUUCUGGGCCUGGAGGUGUGGAAGCAGAACGGAGAGAUGAGAGGUUGCCAUCAGGGUUGAGGCAGCUUGCUGUUCCGAGUUCACAAGCCCUUGUAGAGGAACAGUUGAAGUUAUAUCAGGUGGGAGGGGUAUUGAAGCGAAAGGAGCCUGAUAGUGGAUUGGAUGCUGUCGAUCGCAUGAGCUACAAGCAACCUUGGCAGUAGAAUAGAAUCAUGGUACGGUGCAGAAACCUGUAACGGCCUGCUAUUCAGGGUGUUGCAGUGAAACAGCAGAUGUGGAGCUCAAGAGGCAAAUGCCAAAAGGGCAGGAACAGGUGUUCAUUGUGCGCCACUCCAACUAUGGAAAACCCUGCUGCCCCAGAGACGAUUUAUUUAAAUGGAUCUGUUCUGAUGGCCUCUGAAGACCAGUUUUUCUAUGUAGAUAUCUAACUCAUGAAAAGCAUCUUUGAUGUUGCUGCCUACGCUGAGUCAUGGUUGCUCAGUGUUCGGACUUGUGCCCACUCAGGUACACACUGCAACCCCAGUCCUCACUGAAUCCUCUUUAUAGGGGAGAUUAGGUUGUAUGAACCCCAGGCCAAGGUCGGCUUGUAUUCUCUGUCAUUAUUUUUUCACCCCAGUUGUUACAUAUAUAGUUGUUACUUAGUCAGGACUGCAGAAUUUUGUUAUCUUAUAACAUUCUGGUUAUUGAAAUUUGCACAGGCUGUCAGCUUAUUGUUUUUCCUUUGUAUUAUAAGUUAUAACCAGAGUCGGGACCUUUUUUUUCAACAUAGAGAAUGUUGGACAGACUUCACUUUUGGUGCAUUUGAUUCAUUUGUAAAAUGAAAUGGCUUCUAAUGUGAUCAUGAAAUUUCAAUGAUGCUGCUGACUGGUUUCAAAUCUGGUUUGCCAUUUUCUCAGCAAAUCGAGUAUCGCUCAGCAUAUUGUGCGGUGUAUUCUGGUAUAGGGUUGGUAAUAAAGUUCUGGUUAGAUUCAUGUACCUGUACUGCAAUACCAAACUUAUUCUCGUAACAUGUUGUAUGAUAAUAAUAACUCUGCUUUAUAGAUGGAUUGAAUGAACUAACACUGCCA
Molecule: messenger RNA, 5745 nt
Organism: Fragaria vesca subsp. vesca
Lineage: Eukaryota; Viridiplantae; Streptophyta; Magnoliopsida; Rosales; Rosaceae
Exons: 4
Coding region: 7-4881 (1624 amino acids)
Cellular component (GO): nucleus
Molecular function (GO): chromatin binding
Source: RefSeq, a predicted model, not a curated record